UCGUUCGUUCGUUCGUUCGUUCAUUCGUUCGUUCGUUCAUUCGUUCGUUCGCGGCUCAGGAAGACGGGAAAGUGGAAGAAGAGGGAGUCGACUACCUCUUUUUCUCUCUCUCUCCCCCUCGAUCUCUAUUCGCCCUCGCUCGAUGGGCUACGCCGCCGAAAGAAGGUCAAAGAUCGAUUUUCGGGUUGACGAGGGUCGUGACCUCGCCGUACGCCGCCGCCGAGUACGAAGUGACCCACGCGCGUAGUAGUACUAGCCGCUAGUAGUAGUACGCCGGCCAGAAGCGCGGAAGAGUGUUAUUCGGUGAGGAGGCGAGGUGGCGGUGGUAGUGGCGGUCUGGCGGUGGGUGGAGAGAGGAUCGAUCGGGUGGAGGAUCAUCGUCGCGAUGCGAAGAUGAGGUCGAUCGACCGGCAGAGAAGAGACCGAACCGGCGACCUCCGUUGAGAUCGGCGAUACGUGCUCUAGCUGUCUCUCGCGUAGAGACAACGAGGACCGAAACGAUCACGUCCUCACGUCAAUGCACGUCGUUCGCGAACGCGCCAUCGCAUGUAGAGUAGAAACGUCCACGCGCAUCCCAGGACACGCCGUUGCCGUGUCCGCGAUUUGGCGUCGAAAAUCGCGGAAGCGCAAGGAGACCGGAAGCGAACCGUCGACGUCGUUAUCGUCAUCGGUAAUAGCCGAAUGCUGGAGCACGAAGUUGGGAACAAAGCGAAAAUCGAGUCGCCCGAAAAGAGGCGAUCGUCGAGAUUCCGGCGUGCAAAACAGCACGCCUCUAUCCUGCAACUCUUACCCUAACUGAAAGCUCGGAUAGACCGGACGGACGUCCCGCUACGAUCGAACAGGAAAACGCUCGUUGACCGAAUCACCCGUGCGGACAAUCGGGCUGAUAUGAGCGUGAAGACAGCGAGCGAGGGUGACGAAAGACAGGGGAAUCGCCGCGAGGCGUGACAAAGCGACUGCGAAAAUUUCGAGAUCCCGAUUGGAUUCUCUUGGAAAAUCGGGGAACGAACACUGCCGAGGACAGACCACUGAGUCACUAGAUCCAGGAAGAGGAAGAACGCGUAGAUUACUAAUAAUUCGCACAAAGCGAUCGCGAAAACGAGAUCGUAGAAGAGAAGGCCGACGACGAGAACACCGACGAGAUACCAACGGGACGCUGACUAGACUCUGACGUGACGACGACACUGACUCAAGACGUUCUCCCGCGCCUACGAAGAGGAGGACGAGGUACGGCUACGGGCCGAGGUUUCCCGUAGAAUGUCACGGGACCCUUACUCGAGCAGUGGCGUGGUCGGUCCCGGUGGUGGCACACGUUCGCCACGUAGUGGUCGUCGCAUGGGCGAACUGCCGACCGUCGAUCGCAGUCCGUCACGAAGUUAUGCGAGCGGUCGUGGCAGUCCGCUUGGUGGUCGCAAGCAACGGGGAACGCGCAGUGGUAACAACUCGCCAGAGCAUCUAGGCUACGGCGGCGGCUACCAUCACCAUCAGCUGGGCAGCCCGUACUACUCCCGCGACGAGGACCUCGGCAGUCCCGUGAUGCUCGAGGAGAGGGGCAGGAGUAUGUCGACCGGGGGCGGUGGGGGCGGACAUCACCGAUCCAGAAGCGCCUCGAGACCCGCCAUGUCCAGCUCGGCGGGCAUGGUAGCGCGUUACACCAGCCUCGACCGUGCCUCCGCUGGCGUUCUCGAUCAUGAUCGGGAAUUCGUGCCGAUACGUGAGCCGAGCCGCGAGCGUAGCCGCGAUCGCGGGCUCUACCUGGAGGACGAGCUUUACGGUUCCAGGUCGGCGCGUCAAAGUCCGAAUCCGCACAUGCUGCGCGACAGCGGUGGCUACAUCGGCGAGCUCCAGCACCAGAACAACGAUCUGCAGCGCGAGCUCGGCAACUUGAAGAAGGAGCUCGAGCUGACGAACCAGAAACUGGGCAGCUCGAUGCACAGCAUCAAGACCUUCUGGAGUCCGGAGCUGAAGAAGGAACGAGCGUUACGCAAGGAGGAGAGCACCAAGUACAGCCUCAUCAACGAACAGCUCAAACUGCUCAACUCGGAAAAUCAGAAACAAAGCAUGAUGGUUCGCCAACUGGAAGAGGAGCUCAGAAUGAGGAUGCGCGGGCCGAGCGUCGAGAUGCAGCAACAAAUGGAAGUUUUGUACAAUGAGAACGAGCAUCUGACUCGCGAAAUUGCCAUACUUCGUGACACGAUAAAGGAGCUGGAAUUAAGAAUAGAAACGCAAAAACAGACGCUGCAGGCUCGCGAUGAGAGUAUCAAGAAGCUCCUCGAGAUGCUUCAGAACAAGGGGAUGGGAAAAGAGGAGGAAAGGAUCAUGUUCCAGCAGAUGCAAUCGAUGGCCCAGAAGCAGCUCGAAAUUAGGAACUGGCGAUACGCACGUGACUUCCUACCCCACGAGGCCCUACCAUGGAGGACCCAACAGGAGCUCAAAGCGACGAACGAGAGCCUGAAGAGCCUGCAGACGCAGCUGGAGCUCGCAUAUGCCUCGACCGCGUCCUCGGGACAGCCGGUGGCCGGCGGCGGCAUCAUCGGCGGAUUGGCGGGCGCAUCGGUCAUCGGAUUAGGUAGCGUAUCGGGGGAUGCAGGUGCUGGGGGCUGCGGCGGCGGUACCGUCCUCGGAGGUAGCGUGGCGGUUCCAGGCGGCGUGCCCGGUAGCACCACCCUGACCGCUAUCAUGGAGACGAAAGACGCGCGCAUAACAACCCUGGAGAAGGAGGUGGCGUUGCUGGAGGCCGAGCUGCAGCGUAUUAAGGAAUGCGGCGGUAGGCUGCGGGAGCAACUGCUGAAGGCCACUGCUGUGCCAAGCAGCGGCGGUACUAUACAGCAGCAACAGCAACAGCAACUGGGUAUGACGCAGCCGACCGGCCUGGGUGGUCAGCAACAGCCCGGCACGUUGGCCCUGGCCAGGGGACCGUCCAUGAUGACCUCGCUGGUACCGUACGGUGGCCACGCGUCGUCCGCGGCACUAACCAGUUCGUUGCUUGCCGGUUCGACAGGUGGGCCUACCACCGGGAGUGGCGGCGGGUUGGGCGUCGGUGGCGGUUCCUCGUGCCUAGCUGGCAUCUCGUCGGGCACCACCACAGGCGUGGUCAACCCGUAUACCGAUCGCUACGGUACCGAUCAUCAUCCCCAUCAGAUGCAUCAUCAUCAGCAUCACCAUCACCACCAUCUUCACCAGCAGCAGCAGCAGCAGCAUCAGCUGCAGCUGCAGCAGCAGCAGCAGCAAAUGCAGCAGCAUUUGAAACAAAUAGAGCCAGCGGCGGCUGGCGCCCUCGCGCUGCACGCUCACACCUUCAACAAGCACGACCUGAACUUCAAACGGCAAGUAAGUUUCUUCAUCAACAACGUGCGCAUCGAAAAGAACGACGCCGUCUAGGCCGACAUCUGGGACGGCGCGGGAGGACGGAAAUUUCUUCUCCAGUCACAGGUACACGAGGAUCACGAUCGAGUCUUCGUCGUCGUCGUCAUCGUCGUUGUGUUUAUCGUCGUUGUCGUCG
Messenger RNA from Pogonomyrmex barbatus (red harvester ant), 3502 nucleotides. It is a transcript of the gene brp, whose product is annotated as ELKS/RAB6-interacting/CAST family member bruchpilot. Gene Ontology annotation, molecular function: structural constituent of presynaptic active zone. Lineage: Eukaryota; Metazoa; Arthropoda; Insecta; Hymenoptera; Formicidae. Gene Ontology annotation, cellular component: cytoskeleton of presynaptic active zone. Gene Ontology annotation, biological process: neuromuscular synaptic transmission; maintenance of presynaptic active zone structure; regulation of synaptic plasticity. The record is from RefSeq and is a predicted model, not a curated record.